Rhodamnia argentea is the source of this 627-nucleotide messenger RNA. Its product is annotated as S-locus-specific glycoprotein S13-like. The coding region runs from base 1 to 627 and encodes 208 amino acids. Lineage: Eukaryota; Viridiplantae; Streptophyta; Magnoliopsida; Myrtales; Myrtaceae. The transcript has a single exon. The record is from RefSeq and is a predicted model, not a curated record.
AUGGAGUUAGAACUUAGAAGAGGACAUCUGCAAACAAUGGCAAAGAUAGCAUUUAUUUUGUUCGUUGUCAAUGCGAUCGGUUUGUCACUUGCAGCCAAUAUUAUGGGCACGAACCAGUCCAUCAGUUGCGGAGAAACAUUGGUUUCUUCGGACCUAACCUUUGAGUUAGGAUUCUUUACUCGUGGCAAUUCGAGCAUGAGCUACUUGGGCAUAUGGUACAAGUUCAGUCCUCAAACAGUCGUGUGGGUUGCUAAUAGAGAUAACCCGCUAGCCGAUAGGAACGGUGUUAUCAGAUUUAGCAAUGUGAGCAAUCUAGUUGUUCUCAACCAGUCGAAUGGUGUUGUUUGGUCUUCGAAGUUGUCCAGGGUCCUCCGCAAUCUAGUUGCGCAGCUCUUGGAUUCGGGAAGUCUUGUUCUUUGGGAUAAAUCCGGUUCGAGUGUUGAUGAAGCCUAUUCAUGGCAAAGCUUUGAUUACCCGACCGACAUGCUUUUACCCAGUCUGAAGCUGGGGUUGAAUUUGAAAACGGGCCUCGAAUGGCAUCUGACUGCGUGGAAAAGCAUAAACGACCCUUCUCCUGGAGAUUACAUAAAUGUGUUAAAACUAUCGUCAGGGUCUACCUCAGUAUGA